Marchantia polymorpha subsp. ruderalis is the source of this 1975-nucleotide messenger RNA. Lineage: Eukaryota; Viridiplantae; Streptophyta; Marchantiopsida; Marchantiales; Marchantiaceae. The record is from the annotation of a GenBank genome assembly.
CCAAGAAGAAGAGAAGAGAGGUCGGCGGCCAUAGCCACGACUUUUGUCCAUGAAUUUGGGUCGAUUGGAUAAUCGACCCCAAUUCACUAGAAGAUCACACUAGACCGGAAACCGUUUACUCAGGCAGUGUCGGGCUUGUGGAUGGCCAUGUGUCACGCCACGGUUCGUUUACAGGCCGUAAUCGAAACCCCCUACCUUUGCGAAGCAAAACGGAGUCCUUGUCUCUCCUGUUCUCUUGUGCAGCACCAGAAGGAAGUAGGACAUUGAUUUGUUCGGACAGGGCGAAUUGGUGGCAGCAAGAACGUGGAGUUGGACUUAGCAGGGGGAAGCGUGGAAUACUGGUGCGGGAGUCCGAGUACCGUAUUGCGAUUGUGGGUGCAGCUCGCUGUACGCCAUGGCGGGGGCCUUACAAAUUGUAAGUCCUUCGCUGGCGGUUGGACAUGGAAUUGGGGUUGAAACUUUGAGGUGCUGGUCGAAAGCUGGCGGUCUGUCGAUGGCCUCAUCGUCAUCCUCGCUGUACUGUAGAAUUGAUAGUUUAAGCGUAAGAAGGGCGCGAUGUGGAUCGUGGAUUCAAAACUCCAGCAGGGUAGACGGACCAGCGAGAGCGUGGAGAUUGUCGCAGAGGAGCAAAGGAAACUCAUCAAGAUGUCGGGCCGAGAGGGAUGAUGAGAACUCCGCAGGUCGAGGUGGGCCUGCUCUUGAAGACCCUCCUGGCUCGGUUCAAGAUGAAGCAGAGGAAGAAAGUCAGUUGCAGUCUGGUUUAUCAUCUUGGCUUUAUCCUAGCAAGGACGAACUUCCGGAUGAGAAGGAGAUGACGAUAUGGGAUCAUUUGGAGGAAUUACGAGAAAGAAUUCUGGUAUCUGUAGCAGCUGUAGGAGUUGCAAUUUUGGGUUGUUUUGCUUUCGCGAAGGAUCUCAUUGUCCUCCUUGAGGCUCCAGUCUACUCUCAAGGUGUCCGUUUUCUUCAGCUCUCUCCUGGUGAAUACUUCUUCACCACUCUGAAGGUUUCUGGUUACUGCGGUCUUCUCAUCGGGAGCCCUGUGAUCCUCUACGAGAUCAUUGCGUUUGUAGUUCCUGGACUUACUCGAAGCGAAAGGCGGUUCCUCGGACCUAUCGUUCUUGGCUCAUCCGUGUUAUUCUACACCGGUGUCUUAUUUUCGUACAAAGUGCUGACUCCAGCAGCUCUGAAUUUCUUCGUAAAUUAUGCCGAAGGGGUGGUGGAGUCCCUUUGGUCAAUUGAUCAGUACUUUGAAUUCGUGCUGGUCUUGCUUUUUAGCACCGGUUUAGCUUUUCAGGUACCGGUGAUUCAAUUGCUGCUCGGUCAGACUAGGAUAGUCACAGGUGAACAAAUGCUUUCUGUGUGGAGAUACGUAGUGGUUGGAUCAGUUGUCGUCGCCGCUGUUCUGACUCCUUCCACGGAUCCUCUCACUCAACUUCUGUUAGCUGGUCCACUCAUUUUUCUUUAUAUGGGUGGUGCUUUCCUAGUAAAAUUUCUCGCUCCUGUGGAAGAGCCAAGUAAUUAGCUUUAUUCUUGUGCUAUAUAAGCUAGAUUGUGACUGACCCUUGAGUUCGUUGCAUAGAAAACGAAAUGCACUUUCCAAGUGAGAUAUGCUUUUAAUUGCACUUGGUUGUAUUUGAGUCUGUAAAUUACGGCUGGCGCCGGUCCAACAUGAUGUACUGCGCGAUGAAGUAUUCAGUCGCUUCUAUGAGAAGGAAGGUGGAGCUGACUCUCGUCAAUGUUUUAAGUUCGUGCAGCCGAGAGUCCAUUGUAUACUCGCAGCGUAAGAUGCAUGUAAUGAGACAUCAUCAUGAAACAAGUGAAUUAUCGGUGGUGUUCCAAGAUCAAAGAGGGCUCAACGAAAGGUGGUGUUGUCAUGUGAUUCAGAUUCCUGUCCUGACUCGGGCAUAUACGUGAAAGCCACGAGAAGUUCAUGAACAAUGGGCACUUUCUAUCGAAUCUAUUUUGUUAUUAUGCA